AUGGUGUCGCCGGCGGCGCGGCUGGUGGUGCAGGGCGUGUGGGCGGCGCUGACCGGCGGCUGGUACCACGACCCGGAGCUGGGCGCCUUCGCCAACAGCUGCCACCUCUAUCUGUGGCUCUUCCUGCUGACGCUGCCGCUGGCCAUGCACCUGGCUUUUCCAGCAAAUGCAGUUACGGCUUUUGCAUACUGCAGCUCAGUGACAGUGUUCUUCACAAUAAUUAAGGUGGUCAGUUACCGUCUGCACCUGAUGUUUGAUAAAGGAGAAGUAAUUCAACAGCAGAUCUCAAGAAAAAAUGGAAGGCAAUGUAAAGAUGCAGAGGUCCCAAAAGGAAUCACAGUUCAGCCCUCAAAUCGUAGCAAUAACACUAGGGAUAAUGGUGUAGUUGGUGAGAUCAACCAGAAUGACUCUACCCCGACAACUCACGAGAGUUCAAGGGUACAGGAUCUCCACUCACAGAACUCAUCUGGACCAAUGGAGCUGCCAACACGGGAAACUAUUGAAGAUCUCAAAGGUGUUAUGGUAUUAGAAGACCAGGCUGUACCACCAGUUUUAUCUACCUCACCCUAUGUCAAAGCAGAUACAUUACCUGUUUCUACAGCUUCUGCUUCAGGUUCUACCGCAUCAGCAAUAGCAACAAAACCAGCUGCUACGGAAACACUUCCUGGGAAUGAAAUAAACGAAAAAGGAGAGAAUGGACAGUCUUAUGGAGAGCAUGGAUCACGAGGCAUUCUUGUGGACAGAGAUGUAGCUAAAAAUGUCUCCAAUAUUUCUUCAUCGCAAGGUGAUAUUUUAAGGACUGGAGUAUCUUUGGAGCCGUGGGACAGUGAAAAUUCAAUUAUUUCAGAGCAUUUGAGUAAUCCUAGAAGUCACAAAAGAGAGAAAUUGCUAGAUGGCUCACUGCAGGCGAGCUCUAGCAGUAACUGCCCACAGUGCAGUGCCUUUACAACCAAAGAUCCUGAGCAUGUGGAAAGUUCUUGCAAUGCUGGUAACACCAAUGAGGACCUUGACUGCUCGGACAGUGAGACUGCUGUUGCAGUUGUUGACAACUCUCUUCCCAGAGACCAACUGUGUGAGCCCAUUAAAAUUGUCAUUACAAUGAGCAGCACACCAACCACCACCCUCAGCGACCUAGCAGGCUCUGUCCAUCUAAAGGGUCUGGGGACUGACAGAAUGAGCUCAGCCCUCGAGUCUGGUAUAGUUACAGCAGAUUGGCAAAGUCAGCAAACUAAUGAACAACUCAGAAUUCCUGUUAUAACUUUUGAUUUGUCUGAUGACAGUAAAGGUAAUGCCUAUCCAGAAGUUAGUGAAAGUGAAAGAACUCCAGAAAUUUUAAAGGCAGAUCUGUCGUCCAACCAUUGUUCUGGCUAUGAAUCUGGUGAUGCGGUGAAGGAACACAGCAAUCCAGCAAAUACUCCUGUGGAAACUAACACUUGUUCAGAUCCAAAUCAGAAGAAUGCUUCUGAGAACAUCCAGAACGUGGAUUUAAAUCCUAAAGAAGAGCUGCAGAACUUAGAUCCGCAGUCCUGUAGAACUGCUCAUGAAAAGAGGCACAUGCGGGUGCUGAGUGUAGACAGUGGGACAGAUGUGCUUUUAAGUAAGAAUUUCAUGGAGGUAUCUGAGAAAGAGAAGACCUUACCGACUUCUAAAUCUGAUCUAGAAGCUAAGGAAGGACAGGUGCCCAAUGAAUCUAACUUUCUAGAGUUUGUUUCCCUCCUGGAAUCCAUUAAUACCUCAAAGAUGAAGGCAUCUAAUCAAUCCACUGUCAAAACAGAGACUACAAAAGAAAAUGUGCUUGGUGGAGAUAGCCAGAUGACAGAGAGAAAAGAAGAAGUGGUGGGAACCGAAAAGCUCCGUGAGCAACUUCCUAAACAGGAAAGAUCAGAUGUACAAAGCCAAGAUCGUGCUAGUACUAGUCCGGUGCUACCAGAGUCUGCCAAAUUUACAGCACUUUACCAGGGCAACAGGCAAAGGCAGAUAAUCUACCGGGUAACUUCUCAGCAGGACAGUUCUGUCUUGCAAGUAAUAAGUGGACCUGAGGCAUCUGUACAAGAUGAGCUGUCCGUGGAUGCAAUGCAUGUGUUCAUAGAUGAAAAUGGGGAAAUUAGAUCCUGUUAUUUAAAGGCUGGCUGUCAGAAGGAAGGAAAUUUUCGACAUCAGAUAUCGAAUUGUGAUUGUAUUUCAAAUGCUCAUGAGAUCCAGUUCAGCUCCUCCAGUACUACCACUUCAGAGAGCCAAGAGCCAUCUUCGGGGGAUCAAGCAGCAAGUGCACUUCAGCAGCAGCUCCUCCUCAUGGUGGCACGAAGGACCCUUUCAGAAACCCCACGGCAACCUAGUCAGGACCCUGAGGAUUCUUCAUGUUCUUCAGCACAACGGAAAUUGAACAGGCAGUUUUACAGAUUUAUUAUAUUCCCUGGUAAAUGGAUUAAAAUCUGGUAUGAUCGGCUAACCUUGUUGGCGUUGCUGGACCGGACAGAGGAUAUAAAGGAGAACGUACUUGCUGUCAUCCUUGUAGUUCUUGUUUCACUUCUUGGAUUCAUGACUCUGAACCAAGGCUUUUGUAAAGACAUCUGGGUUCUGUUGUUCUGUCUUGUUAUGGCCAGUUGCCAGUAUUCUCUCCUAAAGAGCGUUCAGCCUGAUCCUGCUUCACCAAUACAUGGGCACAAUAAAAUCAUAACCUACAGCAGACCCGUAUAUUUUUGUAUAUUGUGUGGCCUUAUUUUGCUGCUAGAUGCUGGAUCUAAAGACACAAAUCCUUCAGUUUAUACAAUGUAUGGCUUGAAGCUCUUUUCGCCUAGAUCUCUCCAGUCAGCCAGAGACCAUGUAAUAGUGUUUUUAUAUUGCUUUCCUGCAAUUUCCCUUCUUGGUCUUUUCCCUCAAAUCAACACCUUCUGUAUAUAUCUUUUGGAGCAAAUAGACAUGUUGCUUUUUGGUGGUUCUGCUGCUGCUGGGCUUGUGUCUGCACUCUAUAGCAUUUCCCGAAGCUUUGUGGUUCUGAUUGUCCUAUAUGCUUUUUGCUUCAGUGCAGUGAAGGAACCCUGGGAUGCGCAGCACAUUCCAGCACUGUUUUCUGCUUUCUGUGGUCUGCUAGUUGCACUUUCUUAUCACCUCAGCAGACAAAGCAGUGACCCAUCUGUACUGAUGUCCCUUAUUCAAUGCAAAUAUGUGCCUCACUUUCUACGUCAACAGUUUGAAGAUUCAUCAGCAGAUCCACUCCCAGAAAAGAUGAGAGAAUCAGUGAAAGAAAUUUUGAAAUCGGAUCUCAUUGUCUGCACAGCGGCUGCUGUUCUGUCAUUUGCUGUCAGUGCCAGCACUGUGUUUCUAUCAUUAAGGCCAUUUCUCAGCAUUGUCCUGUUCGCUUUAGCAUGGACUGUGGGAUUCGUAACACAUUACAUACUUCCUCAGCUUCGCAAGCAUCACCCCUGGCUGUGGAUCUCCCACCCCAUACUUAAAAGCAAAGAGCACCGGCAACGGGAAGUGAGAGAUGCUGCUCAUUUGAUGUGGUUUGAAAGACUCUAUGUGUGGCUUCAGUGCUUUGAGAAAUACAUCUUGUAUCCAGCUAUAAUAUUGAAUGCCCUCACCAUUGAUGCUUUCUCAAUUAGUAAAUACAAGAAGCUUGGUACACACUGUGAUAUUAUCCUGAUAACAGUUGCUGGGAUGAAACUCCUCCGUUCCUCAUUUUGUAAUCCUAUUAAUCAGUUUGUUACUUUGAGCUUUACCGUGAUCUUCUUCCGAUUUGACUAUAGAGACAUUUCAGAAAAUUUCUUGCUGGAUUUCUUCAUCAUGUCCAUUGUUUUUCACAAGCUGUGGGACCUACUGCAAAAGUUACAGUUCAUCAUGACGUACAUCGCUCCCUGGCAGAUUGCGUGGGGGUCGUCGUUCCAUGUUUUUGCUCAGCUCUUUGCGAUACCUCAUUCUGCUAUGCUUUUUUUCCAAACUCUGGCCACUUCAGUCUUUUCUACCCCGCUGAGCCCAUUUCUUGGUAGUGUCAUCUUUAUCGCAUCAUACGCAAGACCAGUCAAGUUCUGGGAGAAAAACUACAACACCAAAAGGUCGGACCAUUCCAACACAAGACUGGCAAUUCAGAUCGAAAAGGAUGCAGGAAAUGAUGACAAUAAUCUCAACUCCAUUUUUUAUGAGCAUUUGACAAGAUCCUUGCAGGAAUCUCUUUGUGGAGAUUUGAUUCUGGGCCGCUGGGGAAACUACAGCACAGGAGACUGUUUUAUUCUGGCAUCAGAUUAUUUAAAUGCCUUUGUGCACUUGAUUGAAAUUGGAAACGGCCUGGUCACCUUUCAGCUUAGAGGGCUGGAAUUUCGAGGGACAUAUUGCCAGCAGAGAGAAGUGGAGGCUAUAACAGAAGGAGAUGAAGACAAUGAAGGCUGCUGCUGUUGUAAGCCCGGACACUUGCCUCACUUGUUAUCAUGUAAUGCAGCCUUUAACCUCCGAUGGCUGACAUGGGAAAUAACACGAACCCAGUACAUCCUGGAAGGAUAUAGCAUCAUUGAUAACAACGCUGCAACAAUGCUGCAAGUUUUUGAUCUGCGGAGAAUACUUAUCAGAUACUAUAUAAAGAGUAUAAUAUACUUUACAACAAGCUCUCCCAAAAUUUUUGACUGGAUAAAGGAUGAAUCCAUCCAAAAGAUACUGCAGCCUUAUGCAAAGUGGCAUUAUAUUGAACGUGACCUUGCAAUGUUUAACAUUAACAUAGAUGAAGAUUAUGUUCCCUGUCUCCAAGGAAUAACAAGAGCUAGUUUCUGCAGUGUUUAUCUGGACUGGAUUCAGUACUGUGCCAGGAAAAGGGUGGAGCACUUGGACAGUGAUGAGGAUUCUCCACUAGUAACGCUUUCCUUUGCCUUGUGCAUACUGGGCCGAAGAGCUUUGGGAACUGCAGCUCACAACAUGGCCAUCAGUUUAGACUCCUUUCUUUAUGGACUCCACGCGCUGUUCAAAGGAGACUUCCGGAUAGCAGUGAAAGAUGAGUGGGUCUUUGCAGACAUGGAUCUGCUGCAUAAGGUGGUUGCCCCCGCAAUCCGAAUGUCUCUGAAGCUACAUCAGGACCAGUUCACCUGCCCAGAUGAGUAUGAGGACCCAGCAGUUUUGUAUGAAGCAAUCCAAUCUUUUGAAGAAAAGGUUGUGAUUUGUCAUGAAGGGGACCCUGCCUGGCGCAGUGCUGUACUCUCCAACAGAGAAGAGCUGCUAACCCUGAGGCAUGUGGUAGAUGAAGGAGCAGAUGAAUAUAAAGUUAUCAUGCUCCACAAAAGCUACUUGAGCUUCAAGGUUAUCAAGGUCAACAAGGAGUGUGUCAGAGGACUGUGGGCUGGGCAGCAGCAAGAACUGAUUUUCUUGCGCAAUCGUAACCCAGAGAGAGGAAGCAUCCAGAAUAAUAAACAGGUCUUGCGGAACUUAAUUAAUUCUUCAUGCGAUCAGCCAUUGGGAUAUCCAAUGUACGUUUCCCCUUUAACCACCUCAUACCUUGGGACGCACAGCCAACUGAGGAACAUCUGGGGGGGACCUGUCAGUUUGGACAACAUUAAAAAGUGGUUCAGAUCCAAAUGGUUAAGGAUGCGGAAGGACUGUCAGGCAGCUCACCAUGACAGAGGCAAUGCUGAAGAAGUGGAUAAUGGAGGGGGGUCAUCUAGCGGCAAUUCCGCAGGUAACUCAAGCCAGAGCAGUAGCUCGCAGCACACCAGAGACGGAACCCCUCAGUUGCAGGCUUCAUCACAUGAGGUCCAGCAGCGUGCAGGCAGGAGAAAACACAGGAGUCAGUCUGUCCAGGCACACGCUGCUUUAAGCCAAAGGCCCCCUGUUUCAAGUCACUCUGGACCAAUGAUGGAAAGCCGCCAGCCUUUCAUCCAAACAUCUACAUCUGCCCAUGAAAUUGCCCAAAGGCUUUCUAGUAGCCAGCUGUCACUCCACAACUCGGCAACAUCUGUGUUUUCUCAGUCCCCUGCUGUUCCCCUUGCUGGCCAGCUGACUGUGCAGGACCGAGCUGCUGCACUGCUCAGGUCCAGCCUGGCCUCGUCCACCAGCUCAACUCUCAGCCUGCUGUUCGGCAAGAGAAGCUUUUCGAGUGCUCUGGUGAUUUCUGGGCUCUCAGCUGCGGAUGGAGGUAACACCAGUGACACCCAGUCAUCCAGCAGCAUGAACAUUGCCAUGGGUCCUUCUGCCAGAGCAGCAAGUCAGGCAACUCGGCAGCUCACCGAGACCUGCGAUGCGACGGAAGCUACAGAAUCUAGACCGCGUCGAGAGCAAGGUCCGGCCCAUGCCAUGUUCGUGAGCCAGACCCUGGAGUGCAGAAGGGCCAGCCAAGAAGACAUGGCCCUGGAAGACACGGCUUCUCAGCAAAGCCUCUCUGAGGAGCAGUGAGGAGUACCGCUAGCGCAAGGGCCACACGCUUCUCAGAAUUAAAGACAGAGUUAGGUCAGGGAGCUGCAGGUGCGUUUAAAUUCUUUCAAAUGUAAGAAGCAACCUCCAAAUGUUUAUUUUUCUAACUUCUAAGCAAGAAUAUACAGGGAACAUGUUCUUCAGCUAAAGGCCUUGGCAUGGGUGGGGUUGGAAGAUGUCAUAAAAAACACGGUGCCGCUUCAUCUCAGGUUCUUGUAAAUGCUAGAACAACAAAUACAACCUGUUUGACGUUCCUUCCCCUGCAGAGGUGUUGACACGCUUGUGGUGGGAAAAAACAAGCAUAACAGCUGGCAUCGCGAGUGAAUACAAUGGGAAAUACUAAUACAAUUCAGUGAAAAGCACACAAGAAAUCUUUCCUGCCAUAGCUAGACAGCUGAUUGCAUGCAAAUUAAUUGGCACUUGAUUAUAAUGUAUAGCAAAGGACAACUUUGAACAGAAGCAAUUAAUGCAUAAAAGGACAGUACAAUAUGUACUGUAACAGUAGAGCUAAAUCUGAUUAUUUUUUUCCCAACAGCAAAUCUUAUUUUCCUUCAACAUAUUAUGCAGGUGCUAAUUAUGAAUAGCAACAUAGCAUCACACAGACUGAUACACUGCAUGCAGCUAUACUGAAACAUUGUGUGAACAAACCUUGCUAAAAACAUUAACAGAAGUCAAAUGUGAGAAAAGAAACUAGCCAGUGCAUGGAAAGCCUUCACAAAGCAUAUGGUGCACCUUAUUUGCAAAGAAAGCAGCUUUGUGUUAACAGCUGCUCUUAGGUAUAAUCUCAUGCUCCUGUUUGGUUUACAGCAGUGUUUCUCAAAUUCCAGGCAACAGCCCCCUUGGGAGAUGCAAAAGGGCCCGGGAGAGUUCUUCUCAAAGGCAGCAAAGUGCAAAUUAGACUGUAAUUAUUGUCUGCAUUUGUAGUGGGCAGGGAACAGCUAAAUGUCUUUAAUUGCUGGACACAACUCAGUGUCCAUAAACACUUGUAGCCAGUAAUUACAGAGCAUUCUGGUUUCCCUCCCCCAGAGAAACUGAGCUGCUGCCAAUUUAAUAGUUGCAUAAAGAUGGAUGAGGCAAAAAGAGAAGUCAUGCUUUCACAAAAUUUGAGAAACACUGAUUUACAGGAAUCCAUGACUAUUUUGGAAGCCAAAAGGCUACAACAACUCCUUACUGUACUAUAAUGCAUAAAGACACACGUGAGCGCGUUUUGUUUUGUUGUUUUUUUUUUUUUUUUUAAUUAAAAAAUUUGCAGCU
Cygnus atratus (black swan) is the source of this 7638-nucleotide messenger RNA. It is a transcript of the gene PCNX2, whose product is annotated as pecanex 2. The record is from RefSeq and is a predicted model, not a curated record. Lineage: Eukaryota; Metazoa; Chordata; Aves; Anseriformes; Anatidae. Bases 1 to 6366 code for a protein of 2121 amino acids. Gene Ontology annotation, cellular component: membrane. The transcript is spliced from 34 exons.